CUGACGGUACCCACAAUGCAAAUGCCCACCAAUCACGUCGUUUCUUUUUAAGUACCACAAUGUGGUUGCUGUGUGGUGUGGGGGUUUUAAACGAGUGCCGUGUUAUUUUCUUCUAGUCUGAGUAGUUAUGUUUCUGCUACCCUUCAAGAUAAAAUAAUUGCAUCUUGUUGGUGCAUAAGUGCAUCAUGGCUCUGAAGGAAGAUUCGCUGUGUCUGGAGGGCCACGGAAGUUUGUUUGGGAAUUGUUUCUCCUUCGACGCGGAGGAUUCGUUUCAAAGAAAGAAGGAUGUGGAGACAACAACAAAGACCCCCGUCCCUCCGAAGACGCCGGUGAAAUUCUCCCCUUGGUUCAGAGUUCCAAGAGAGGCCUCUCUUGUUACUUUUAAACAAGAUCGAUCUAAGUGUUUGCCAUUGAGUAGCUUGUAUGACAGACAUCGUAGGGACGUAAACUAUAUGCAUCAGGUUUUCAAAGAUGUGACUCAAGUGGGUGAAGGUCACUUUGGAAAAGUUUACAGAGUUAUAAGCAAAGAAGAUAACAAAGUGUAUGCAGUUAAGGUUUCUAAAGAAAUCUUUCACAACGAGGCUGAAAGACUUAAACGCUCUGAAGAAGUACGCAAACAUGAAAUGAUUCCUGUGCAUCAAAAUUGCGUAAGACUUUACAAUGCAUGGGAGGAACAGGGCAGACUAUUUCUAUGGUUAGAGUUUUGCCAGACAUCACUGGAAGCAUAUGCUGGUACUAAUCAUGAAAUUAAUGAAAGUAAAGUCUGGGAGAUUCUCCUUGACCUCCUGUUGGGUCUCAAAAAUCUCCAUGACAACAGGCUGGUCCAUGUAGAUGUUAAAUUAGAGAACAUCUUAAUGACAGCAGAGGGUGUCUGUAAACUUGCAGACUUUGGUCUUCUUGUUGAUAUGAGUCAGGAUGCCUUGCCACCCAAAAAUGUUGUGGAAGGUGAUGGGAGGUACCUUGCCCCAGAAUUGUUAGAUGGAGGGCCAUGCACUCCAGCAGUUGAUGUUUUUAGUUUAGGACUUUGUAUUUUGGAACUUGCUGCUGACAUUGUGAUGCCUGGAGGUGGUGAAGAUUGGCAAAGUCUUAGAAGAGGAGAAAUACCUCUAACUAAAACAACUCACCUAUCAGAAGAACUUAAAAAUAUUAUUCGAGAAAUGCUGAUUCCAAAUCACCUGGAAAGGCCCAAUGUGGACAAACUUUUGAAACAACCUCGGCUUCAACAAAUGUGGUGUGAACGGCGCAAGAGGAAUCCCACUGCCCAAGACCUCAAAGCUCCGCACAUGGCCUUGACUGGUCUUAUGGCCAUCCUCAACUUGCUCAUCUUCCUCUUGUCUGUGCCACUGAAGAUGACUGAGGUUCUUCGGAGGAAGUGUGGUCGGCCUGACAGAGUCCUGCGACGCCCCGUAGUGUCUUCCCUCUUUGGCUCCAAAUCAAUCAUGAAGAGGCGAUUGAUCAAUACUUCUGCUCCGAGGCCACUGUCUGGUACAUGGAACAUGCAAGUCUCUGAUGAUGAACUUGAAGUAGCAACUAUCUUAAACGAAGGAAAGUUGGACAUUCUUGCUAGUUCAACUCCAUUCAAGCCUCCAACACCAACCAGGUCCAGAGCAAUAGGGAGCCUCCUCUCCAGCCAACGCACCCUGAACUUUGCUUUGAACGAUUCUGCAUCAUCAAGCUCUCCAACAAGUAGUCCCCCAACAUCCCCCACAUCAUCAAGGUUUUUCCCGCAACUCCGCUCCACAAGCCCCUUGAACUCAGUUGGUGAGAACCCUCCUGCUUCUCCAGUGUCGAUGGAUGAAAGUCCUUGUGCUUCCCCAGACUUCAGUCUUCUACAUCACUCCAACAGUUCCAAAGAGAGUAAAAUGAACAAUUCUAUGCCUCAUGACCUUCCAGCACACAAAUCCCUCAAUGGAUCUGUUGCGUCACUUGGAAGAAUGGGGAGAAAUCUUCUUCACUCUUUCAACACAUCUGAAGAUUCAGAUGAUGAAAAAGUACAGAAGAAAAAAGAGAAAAAAAGAAAAGAGAAAAAGCGCAGAUAAUCACUCAAACUUGUUUCUCUUUCACUUGUUUCAGUUUUGUUAAAAAUCAAGUUUUCUUUUCUUGAAAAAAGUUGUUAAAUUUAUAACUCAAAAGAUUCUUUUAAUUGGUGUUACAAAGUAACUCUAUGAAGCAAAUGCUCAUGGUUUAAAAUUUCUAUUGUCCUUCAGCCCAAGCAAUGCUUGGAAAAUUGAUUCCUUGUUUUUCUGUGCCUUAGAUUCUUUUGUCCCUUACAUUUUCUGUCAUUAUGUCUCUAUCCUGAGUUAAAUUAACUGCAUGUACAGAGGAUAGUGUUUUUUAUCAUUUAAUUUUGUGACUAUAUUUAUGCUUAUGCAUCAUGAUUUGGAUAUAUUUGUAUUUACAAGUAUGUAAAACUUUCCACCACUGCUCACAAUCAGAAGUGAGCGAGUGUGUGUGUUAAUUCUGUUCUUUCUAUUCUGUUUUGUUGGGAGGGGGGAGGGGGGGACAUGUAUUCAGCACUGGAGCAGUUAGUGGUGAAGCUGUAAAAAUGUUUUGUAUCAUAAUCAGAAUUCUUUCUAUAUUGUUCUUCAAAGAAUUAAAUUAAUAUAGAAUGGUGUUAAAUUAUCUGUGACAUAUUUUUGUACUAUAUGUUAAAUUUAUUUUUACGGCUGUUAUAUCUGCUCUGUCUGCAGCAAUAGUGAUAAACUUUUCGGCUGUGAUGGUGCUCCAUUUAAUUUCGAUGAUGCAGACCUUAGUGUUUGAUUCAAGUCUGAACAUCAAAUUUGGGAACCUGGAGCAAAGAAAAGAAACUACUAGCUAUGGAGGUUUCACACUGUUGCCUCUCUUGAAUUCUUUGUUCAAGAUUAAACCAAAACCUCUGGAUUUGUUUUUAUUCUCUUUAUUAUUAUCUAAUUAAAUUGACUGGGGGAACAGGAGAUUGCAUCUACAGAUUGUCUUACUUUGAUAACAUUGAAGAUUCUGUGAUUUAAGAUAAAUUAAAAUUUAUUUGUAUUUCCAUACCUUUGCUACAUCAAAUAUGGACAUUAAUUUUUGGACUGUUCCUGGCCAGAGACGCAGGCAAGUAACCAGGCCUUUUUCAGCCAACAGUCACAGAUCUCCCAUCUUUCAUCAGUUUUGAAUCUCCCAUUUUGUCCCUAGUCAUUGAGGGUUGAGCAUCUUUUGUAAACUUAGCACACACAAGUGGUGUUCCUUAACAUUAAAGUUAACUAUUCAAAGCAAGUGGUUGAUGGUGAACAGUAUUUUUAAAUAGUUCUGUACAUUAUAUUGUAUUAUUUUGUAUUAUUUUCUUCUGUACUAACUGUUGUAUAUGCAUGUUUAUGUACAUAUGUGUCUGUAGAGUUGUUUAUUGGAAAUUUUAUUGUUUCGAGUGUUAUCUGCAAUGUGUUUGCUGGAGAAAAUGUAAGGGCCACCAAGACCAUCAUAAUCACUUCACUGCAACGUAAAUUAAAAGGAAUGAUAUGAAUACUGAUUCACUUUCAUUUUGACCUUUUUGUGAGGGCCGUGAAGAAAUGUAGGUUGUGACUGCAAAUUUUGUUAAAGAACAAAAUUUCUGCUGUUUUCUGCCAUUGUUCUUUUUGAGAAUGUGAUUUUUAGUUGGAAUGGUUUUUUCAACAAGUGUGAUUUAGGUAACAUGUGACACUUUGUUGUCGUACUUAGUCUUCAUUCUCACCCCUUUCUUAAAACCUUUUUUUUUCCUCAAUCAAUUGAAGGUUUGUAAGGUAAUUAUUCUACCUUUUAGCUUAUACAAUUUUUGUUUUCUUUCUAGAAUUGUAUUGUGAUCUCAUUAAAAUCCAUUGCAAAAGAGAA
Molecule: messenger RNA, 3825 nt
Organism: Thrips palmi
Lineage: Eukaryota; Metazoa; Arthropoda; Insecta; Thysanoptera; Thripidae
Product: membrane-associated tyrosine- and threonine-specific cdc2-inhibitory kinase
Exons: 10
Coding region: 186-2039 (617 amino acids)
Biological process (GO): protein phosphorylation
Molecular function (GO): ATP binding; protein kinase activity
Source: RefSeq, a predicted model, not a curated record